Molecule: messenger RNA, 702 nt
Organism: Drosophila guanche
Lineage: Eukaryota; Metazoa; Arthropoda; Insecta; Diptera; Drosophilidae
Product: cuticle protein 16.5
Exons: 2
Coding region: 70-693 (207 amino acids)
Biological process (GO): positive regulation of transcription by RNA polymerase II
Cellular component (GO): RNA polymerase II transcription regulator complex
Molecular function (GO): transcription coactivator activity
Source: RefSeq, a predicted model, not a curated record
GCCUCAAGCUCGUCCAGCACAGUCGCCCCUUGUCACUCAGUCAGUCAGUCACUCAGCCAUAACCCAAACAUGAAAUUCCUCAUUGUGUUCGCCCUGUUCGCCUGCGCGGCCGCCGAUGUCAGCCACCUGAGCCAGUAUCUGCCACCCACCAACGAGUAUCUGCCACCCGUUCAGAACACGGUUCAGUACACGGCCCCAUCGGUGAGCUACUCCGCUCCGUCCUACCAGCAGCAGACCUACUCGGCUCCGUCCUACCAGCAGCAGACCUACUCGGCUCCGUCCUACCAGCAGCAGACGUACUCCGCACCAGCCAUCCAGCAGAGCUAUGUUGCGCCCAGCAAUGAGUAUCUGCCACCCGUGCAGCAGCAGACCUAUUCCGCACCAGCUGUCCAGAGGACCUACUCUGCUCCAUCUGUGAGCUACUCCGCUCCAGCUGUCCAGCAGACAUACGCUGCUCCAUCUGUGAGCUACUCCGCUCCAGCUGUCCAGCAGACAUACGCUGCUCCAUCCGUGAGCUACUCCGCUCCAGCUGUCCAGCAGUCGUACUCCGCACCGGCCUACCAGCAGUCGUACUCCGCACCGGCCUACCAGCAGUCGUACUCUGCCCCAUCUGUGCGCUACUCUGCCCCAUCCUCCAGCGUGGAUGUGGGCACCCAGUAUGCCUCCAAUGGUGGCUAUGUCUACAGGAAGUAAGAAGCUGAG